AUGUCCGAAGAGAAGAUCAUCGUUAGACCAGUGUCCUUAAAUGAUGAAGAAGAUUGGAAAAGGUUAUGGAAACACUACCAGGAACAUUAUGAGGUACAUCUCUCUGAAGAAGUAGCUGAACGCAACUUCAAGAAUUUUUUAGAACCAGGUGUUGAGAUGUGGGCUGCCAUUGCAAUCAAUACUGAGACGGGCGUUCCGAUUGGUAUGGUGAAUUACCUCCAUCAUUUAACUACUUGGGAUAUUAGGGGAAAAAUGCUACUUCACGAUCUUUUUGUGGAAGAAGGGUCUAGAAUUAAGGGAGUGGGAAGGAAACUAAUGGAAUAUGUUUUUCAUGAAGCAGACAAAAUGGGGAUUGAAAUAGUUUAUUGGACUACCGACCAUUAUAACCACAGAGCGCAAUUAUUAUAUACCAAGAUAGGGCACAAAAACUCAAAAGUUAUAUAUGAAAGGUAA
Naumovozyma castellii is the source of this 453-nucleotide messenger RNA. Its product is annotated as N-acetyltransferase family protein. Lineage: Eukaryota; Fungi; Ascomycota; Saccharomycetes; Saccharomycetales; Saccharomycetaceae. The transcript has a single exon. The coding region runs from base 1 to 453 and encodes 150 amino acids. The record is from RefSeq and is a predicted model, not a curated record.